This is a messenger RNA of Lodderomyces theae, 1602 nucleotides long. RefSeq names its product chaperonin-containing T-complex subunit. The record is from RefSeq and is a predicted model, not a curated record. Gene Ontology annotation, cellular component: chaperonin-containing T-complex. NCBI's taxonomy places the organism in Eukaryota, Fungi, Ascomycota, Pichiomycetes, Serinales, Debaryomycetaceae. Bases 1 to 1602 code for a protein of 533 amino acids. The transcript has a single exon. Gene Ontology annotation, molecular function: ATP-dependent protein folding chaperone; ATP binding; ATP hydrolysis activity. Gene Ontology annotation, biological process: protein folding.
AUGACCUCUGUAGCCAGGCCGCAACAGGCACCAUCCAAUGCGACAUUCAAGGAUAAAGAAAAGCCACAAGAGGUGCGCAGGGCCAAUAUAUUAGCAGCAAGAGCGGUCUCCGAUGCGAUUAGAACCUCGUUGGGUCCGAAAGGAAUGGACAAGAUGAUCAGGACAAACAAAGGUGAAAUUAUCAUCUCCAACGACGGUGCAACUAUUUUGAAACACAUGGCAGUAUUGCACCCUGCAGCCAAAAUGCUUGUAGACGUUAGUCAUGCGCAAGAUGUGGAAGCUGGUGAUGGAACUACAACUGUUGCCAUUUUAACUGGUGCCUUAUUAGGAGCUGCUGAGAGGCUAUUGAACAAGGGAAUCCAUCCUACAUUGAUUGCCGAGUCUUUCCAAAGAGCAGCUCAGCGUAGUGUUGAAAUACUUUUGGACAUGGCCUCCAAAAUCAAGUUGGACGAUAGAGAAAUCUUGAUUAAGGCUGCUUCCACUUCAUUGAGUUCCAAGAUUGUGUCCCAAUUUUCACUGUUAUUGGCUCCAUUAGCGGUUGACUCUGUAUUAAAAGUGAUCAACGACGAGCAAAACAAUGUUGAUUUGAACGAUAUUCGUUUGGUGAAGAAAUUGGGAGGUACGAUCGAUGACACUGAGUUGAUAAAUGGUGUUGUUUUGACACAAAAUGUUGUGAAAAAUGCCGGUGGGCCCACGAGGAUAGAAAAGGCCAAGAUUGGGUUAAUCCAGUUCCAAUUGUCACCACCAAAGCCAGAUAUGGAGAACAAUGUUGUUGUGAACGACUACAGGCAAAUGGACAAAAUUUUAAAAGAAGAAAGAGCAUACUUGUUAAACAUAUGUAAAAAGAUUAAAAAGGCCAAAUGUAACGUUUUGUUGAUACAGAAGUCCAUUUUGAGGGACGCUGUCAACGAUUUGGCAUUGCACUUUUUAUCAAAGUUAAAUAUCAUGGUGAUCAAAGAUAUUGAAAGAGAUGAAGUUGAGUUCUUGUCCAAAGCCGUUGGAUGCAAGCCAAUUGCUGACAUUGACAACUUUACCGAGGACAGGCUAGGCUCUGCUGAUUUGGUUGAGGAAAUUGAAAGCUCCAGCUCCAAGAUUGUCCAAAUCACGGGAAUCACAUCGAAAAACACCCAGCCAACUGUAUCUAUUGUUGUCAGAGGUGCAAACAACUUAAUUGUUGAUGAAACUGAGAGAUCGUUACACGAUGCUUUGUGUGUUGUUAGAUGCUUGGUCAAGGAAAAAGCGUUGAUUGCAGGAGGUGGUGCGCCAGAAAUUGAAGUUUCCAGGCAAUUGAUGAAGGAGUCAAAUAAAUUGUUUGGCGUGGAGCAAUUUGUUUAUCAAGAAUUUGCUCUUGCUUUGGAGGUGAUACCCACAACCUUGGCAGAAAAUGCUGGUUUGAAUCCUAUCAAUGUUGUCACUGAUUUGAGAAAUAGACAUGAAAACGGAGAAAAGAAUGCUGGUAUAUCCGUUAGGAGGUCAGGCGCGUCAAAUACGUUUGACGAACAUGUUUUACAACCAGUGUUGGUAAGUACCAGUGCUAUUGUUUUGGCCUCAGAGUGUGUCAAGUCUAUUUUGAGAAUUGAUGAUAUUCAAUUUAGCCGUUAA